AUGGUAACAAAAAUAGUUAAUAGUUUUGAGAAUAUACUUAGUAAUCCUAGUUUAGUAAAACAUAUUUUAAGUUAUAUUACAUCUAUUAAUGAUAUUUUAAACCUUUCCAUAGCAAGUUCUAUAUUUUAUAAAACUAUUGAAGAACUUAAUUUUGAAGAUGUAGAAAUUCCAAAUGAUAAAAGUAUUGUAAUUAAUUUUGUUACUUUAGAAAGAGUCAUAAUAAAUCGUAAUAUAGUAAAAUGUAAUAAAGAAUCAAUUAGUAAAAUAUUGUUUCGUAAACUAAAUCAUUGUAUGCAUUUGAUUCUUAUUUUUCCAUCUUCAUUCUUGGAUGGAGUUAAAAAGUUUUAUUUACAUUACAAAGAAGUAAUAAAAACAAUUUUUAAUUCACUUCCGUAUAUCCAAAUCUUAGAAUUUGAUUGCAUUAAAAUAGAAUCAUUGCAUUUAAAAUUAUUUUGUGAGAUAGAAGAAAAUAAAACCAUUAAAGAAAUAGUUUGGAGUGGAAAUGAAUAUCAAAAUGAAUAUGGUAUUGAAGGUAAAACAUGGUUUUUAAAAUGUAUCAAUUUAGAAUGUAUUUCUAUUUUACCAAUGGCAAAAAAUGUCCUAACAUUUUUAUAUUAUAUUAAGAAAGGUCUUGGUAAUAAAAAAUUAAAAUGUUUAAAAGUUCCUGAAGUUAUAUGGCUUAAUGAGAUAGAUAAAAUUCAAACAUGUGAAAUGUUAGAAUUUAGUAUGGAAGUUUUUGAUGGAAUUAUAACAACAUUAAGCAUUUAUAAUGAACCAUCACAAUUUAUAAUAAAAAAAUUAAUGAAAAAUUUAAAAUUUAUUUCAUUAGAUAUUAUAUUUAGUAAUAUUGAAGAGUUAUCUUUUUUUAUGAAUUAUUUUACUCAUUGUAAUGUAUCAUAUCUUGAAUGUUUUAGAAUUUUUAUUGUUAAUCCAAUAUUUCUUAAUUUUGGUGAUUUUUUUUCAAUGUUAUUUAGAAAAAUUGGCCAAUCAUCUAAACUUUAUAGUAUUAUGUUAAGUCAAGUUAUGAUAAAAGAUAUUGUUGAUGAAUAUGGAAAUGAAGUAUAUUCAUUAAAAAAAAAAUUUAAAACAUUAUAUAAAGAUUUAAUAAUAAUGCUUCCUCCUCAAAUAAAAUGUGUAGAAUUUAGAGGAGAAGGAGUAGAUAAAGAAGAUUUAAUAUUAUUAUCAAGAAAAUUACCUAAUUUAGAAAGUUUAAUAGUUGGAAAAUAUACAGUAUUACCAAAAAAUAUAUUUGAAUAUUUUACAAAAAUUAAAGAUAUUAGAUAUUAUUGUAAUCAUACAAAAUUUACUAUAUUACCUGAUAGUUUAGAAAUUGUAAUAUGUUGUUGUGCAUGUGAUUUUAUUAAUGAUGAUCAAGAUCCAAGUGGAGAGUUACUUUGUUGGUCAUUAGGAUUACUUGAAAAAAAAUUUUCUAAAUGUUUUUUUAAACAUGAUAAUGAUACAGAUGAAACAAUAACAUUUUAUGGAAAUUCAUUUUUUAAACUUUAUCAAAAAAUUUUUUAUAUAAAUACAUCAUUAGAUUGGGUUAUUGAAAAAAUGUAUGAUGGAAAUAAUAAUAAUGAUAAACAAAAGAAAAAUAAUUGGUGUCAAUAUAUUUUUGGAAAUUAUGCUUAA
Messenger RNA from Strongyloides ratti, 1632 nucleotides. RefSeq lists its product as hypothetical. Lineage: Eukaryota; Metazoa; Nematoda; Chromadorea; Rhabditida; Strongyloididae. The coding region runs from base 1 to 1632 and encodes 543 amino acids. The record is from RefSeq and is a predicted model, not a curated record. The transcript is spliced from 2 exons.